CAAUGGCUCAUAUUGUUCCACGUCACCCACCAGUAACAACCCUCUUUUUGAUUUGAUGAACAAAGAAAGAUUCUUCUAUAAAGAAGAUAUUUUCAGCGUUUUUCGCGGUUUUGAAAAAUCUUUAUCCACCUAAGAAUGAGCUUAUUGGAGAAUGAAUGAAGAAAUUGAAUUAAUAAGAAAAAUGAAUGAAAUAGAAGAGAAGAAGAAGAAAGAGGACGGUGUAUUUAGAUGGGAAAUGUUUCUACCAAGAAAAAAUGUUACUGUUCUUCUUGUUGAAUCUGAUCGUGCUACUCGGAGGUUAAUUACUUCACUUCUAAAUAAUUGCCAUUACAAAGUUAUUGCGGUUUCUAAUGGAUCAAAAGCAUGGGAGAUGAUGAAGAUGAAGGCAAUUGACGUUGAUCUCGUAUUAACAGAAAUGGAGUUGCCGGCAAUAUCUGGAUUUGCACUUCUUUCGUUAAUUAUGGAGCAUGAAAUUGGCAGAAAUAUUCCUGUUAUAAUGAUGUCUUCUCGUGAUUCACGUAGCACGGUAAUGAAGUGCAUGUGUAGAGGUGCAGCUGAUUUUCUUAUCAAACCUGUUCGGAAGAAUGAGCUUACGAACUUAUGGCAGCAUGUCUGGAGAAAGCACGUUAUUAGCAGGCCUCUCCAAAAUACAACAUCUGCACAAAGUAACCUUAAAAUUGCGACAGAAGACAAUUUUCCUCGCAGCCAAUCGACUGAUUCUGCUUCUGUGGCUUCCUCACAGAAAAAUAAUGAAUGCAGUGAGAAAUUGAGCAAGUCUCAAAGCACAUGUGCAAUGCCAUUUUCUGAUGCUAAGAAUCUAUACAUGGAUAAUAUGCAAAAGCCCUGUCAGAUGAAGAGUUCUGUGAAAUUACGCAACAUUGAUGUGUUGAAGCAUGCAGAGUCUAACAAAAUUGAAAGAGGAUCAACUAAGCAAAAUGAUGAAACAGGAGAUUCAAGGCUAGAACAAGACUGCAGUACUGCUGAAAUUGAACCCAAAUGUGAAAUAUUUAAAGCUGAGUCAAGCAGAGAGAACCCCGAUAUUGAUACCGAGAUACGUGAAUGUAGUAAUGAACUGAUAGAACCUUCUAGCAGAGCUGUCGACUUGAUUUCCACAUUUGGGAAUCUCCAUAAGCGCACUAAGGAAAUCCAUGUUACUAAUGGGGAUAAAGAAACCAAGUUUGAUUUUGAAAAAGAACUGGAGCUUUCUUUAAGAAGUGAUUUUUCUGGCAGCUCAUGCAAACAAGCAAGUGAAACAACUGAGGAGUGGCAAAGAUUGAACCACUCAAAUGCUUCUGCCUUUUCUCGGUACGAUGGCAGUAAGAUGUUGCAGCAACUUCUUCAAAACUCCAAUUGGAAUUCUAAUAAGUCUCAGGAACUAUCUGUAGUUACUGCUGGUAAUUGUUUUCAGUAUGCUGGCUCAAUUAAAAUGGAAAAUAUGACCACUGCAGUCAUGGCUCAGUAUGAACAACUUGGACUCUCAGCUGAUAAUGUUUUCCAUCACAUGUUGACUCCUAAAUCAAAUUGCCAAAAAGAGAGCUCUCCCUUUCCAUCAAGUUCCUCCUCCCAGUCCAAUCCUGAAAGUCACAAUUCAGAACAUGAUCAUAAUUGCUGUUAUGACGCUAACUACAGUUUUCACAACCAAAACCUUACUGAAAAAACUGAUUUGGAUCAUGCAGUGCAUGAUUCUCCUAGUGCUGGUCAGGGUUUUGGCAAUGACUUUUGUCAUGCUUCAAAUCAUAUUAAUAGUCGUGGCAAUGUUGGAGAGGCUAUUUCAAAUGCGGUUACUAAGAAUUCAAGAACUUCUAGUGAUGGUAGGCGCUAUAAUCAUAGUAAUUAUGAUUAUGAUUGUGAUGAUGACGAUUAUGAAUUUAGAUUGAGUGAUUCUCAUCGCUCUCGUCAAAGAGAAGCAGCUCUAACAAAGUUUCGAUUAAAGCGAAAAGAGAGAUGCUUCGAGAAAAAGGUUCGAUAUCAGAGUCGGAAAAAACAGGCAGAGCAGCGUCUUCGGGUUAAAGGGCAGUUUGUACGCAAAGUACAAAAUGAUGAUCAUCCAAAUGUAGAUAGUGGUGAUCAAUGAAACUUUGCUCUUUUUAACUUACAUUGGUAUUAAAUUACCAUUGACUUUAGCACUGAUUUUUGCUCACAAGGAUUAGACUAGGGGUGAAGUGUGUACAGUGAAAUAAUCUGUUUUUUCUUGAAGCAUUAAGCAGUCCUAAAAGCAGAAGUGUGAUAACAAAAGGGUACUGUUAAACAUUCUAAGGGUUUUCUUCUGGUUUUUUUCCUUUUCUUCUGAUUGAUGCAUUUAAAUUUUGAAUUGUAAAUAUUUAGUGGGAUUACUCUGCAGUUUGAUUGCAGCUAUUUAUAUCUUUUCUUGGUUCAACACUAUUAUGGUCAGGUAAUAGGGUUUAGUCUCAGUUUGAAAAUAUUCAGUUAAGCAGCAAUUGUUUCGUAAUCUUGAACAUGUUUAAACUCAAUUGACUCUUAAAUACAUCCUCUCCUGUUAAAUAAA
Medicago truncatula (barrel medic) is the source of this 2506-nucleotide messenger RNA. RefSeq names its product two-component response regulator-like APRR5. Bases 152 to 2074 code for a protein of 640 amino acids. Gene Ontology annotation, biological process: cytokinin-activated signaling pathway; phosphorelay signal transduction system. The transcript is spliced from 9 exons. NCBI's taxonomy places the organism in Eukaryota, Viridiplantae, Streptophyta, Magnoliopsida, Fabales, Fabaceae. The record is from RefSeq and is a predicted model, not a curated record. Gene Ontology annotation, molecular function: protein binding.